AUGAGUUAUGCAACAAAAGGAAGUUUGAGAAAAUGUUUGCCUGAUAUAAUUAAAUUUAAGUGGCAAGACAAGUUACAAUUAUUGAAAAAAAUUAUAUUAGGUCUUAAAGUUAUUCAUGAAUCAAAUUUAACUCAUGGUGACUUUCAUGAUGGUAAUAUUUUAAUGUCAGAUAAUUCCAAUGAAUUAUAUAUUAUUGAUUUAGGAUUAUGUAAACCUAUAAGUGAUUUACAAGAUUCUGAUAAUGAUGAUAAUGAAAUUUAUGGAGUUUUACCUUAUAUGGCACCUGAAAUAUUAAGAAAAAAAUCCUAUACUCUAGCAAGUGAUAUUUAUAGUUUUUCAAUAAUAAUAUUUAAUGAAAAAAUGUUGGGAUUCAAAUCCUGCCAAUAG
Messenger RNA from Rhizophagus irregularis DAOM 181602=DAOM 197198, 387 nucleotides. NCBI's taxonomy places the organism in Eukaryota, Fungi, Glomeromycota, Glomeromycetes, Glomerales, Glomeraceae. The record is from RefSeq and is a predicted model, not a curated record.